UGGUAGUAGGAGUUGGGUAAGAGGUGGACAGGCCAGGAGAGACACGCUGAUAAAUGGGGAGAGCCAUAUCGGGGAUGGAAGAUGAAGGACCGAUAACCGACGCCUGUACAAUGCCGAGUUUUAUCAGCAGUUUGGAGGAGGGGAGUGUGAAGUUGUCCCGCCGCUACCUGCCGACUGAAACUUCCUUUACGGACAGCAAAGUUGAGCGGUCGGUCAGAGAUUUGAGCCGCCGUGUCACCAGGUCCACCUCGCGAUUAUCUCUGGACGGAGGUGAGCGGUACCCCGGGGAGAGGAGCAGCGGGGGGGAGAGGGAUACGAGGGGCAACAACAACAACAACUGCAACGGUGGCGGAGGAGAGAGGAGGAGAGCGAGCGCUGUCGAGAUUUUGAGGAGGAAUUUCGGGGUGUCAAAGUCUUCCUCUCUGUGUCUGAACACAAGCAGUCGGAUGCCGCGCGGCGCAGAGCAUGAACACACCGAGGGGACCGUUAAUAACGACGUUUCAAACGGUUAUGGAACGGAACGAGGCGAAUGUAAAAAGUCGGAGCGAGAAACGGGCGAAGCUGGGACUAAAAACGAGCCCACCCUGCGCGAGGUUACCACUUCUGCUGUUCACGGAGUUGAAUUUGUGAGCGUUACAGGUGAGCGUCAUUAUACAUAUGACAGUGACAGCAACACGGUCACUGACGAGCCUUUUUACCCUAAAGAACACAUCUACUGCAGUGUGUACUGUAUCGCAAACGACAGUCAACGAAAAGACGCUGAAAUCACAGACGAUGUCACCUCUGACGCAACAGAAAUGGACUUUGAGGCAGAACAGGACGCGGGUUCGACUCCCGAACCGGCCUUGUACACAUUGGAGGACCUGGUGGACCCUUUCGGGGACAUGUCUCACCGGCUGUCCUUGGAGCAGGACGGUGCAGAGACUGCAAUGCAGAGUUGCCGGGUGUGCCUGGAAGAUGAAACCAUCGCACCCCUGCCCUGCUGCAGGAAGGCCGUGUGCGAUGCGUGUCUGAAACUCUACGUCAGCUCCCAGGUGCGAGUUGCCAAAUCUUACAUCAGCUGUCCGAUCCCAGAGUGCAGCGGCUACCUGGACGAGGAAGUGGUGAUUUCCCAUUUAGCCAAUGAAGACGUGGCAAAAUACCGUUACUUCCUGGAGCUGAGUCAGCUGGACUCGAGCACCAAACCCUGCCCCCAGUGCAGUGAGUUCACCUCGCUAAAGAACCAGAACCACAGCCACUCCGAGCACAAGUACAAGAUCCUGUGUAGCAAUUGCCAGUUCGUGUGGUGCUUUAAGUGCCACGCGCCAUGGCACAACGGGGUCAAAUGUCGCGAGUACAGGAAAGGAGACAAGCUGCUUCGAAACUGGGCGAGUGUCAUAGAGCACGGACAGAGAAACGCCCAGAAAUGUCCGCAGUGCAAGAUCCACAUUCAGCGCACAGAGGGGUGUGAUCACAUGACAUGUACGCAGUGUAACACUAACUUCUGCUACCGCUGUGGGGAGCGCUACCGGCACCUAAGGUUUUUUGGGGACCAUACAUCCAACCUCAGCGUGUUUGGAUGCAAGUAUCGCUAUCUACCUGACAGACCUCAUCUGAGGCGGCUAAUUAGAGGGUCGGUCUGUGGCACUAAGGUGCUGAUAGCUCCUGUGGUCAUUCUGCUGGUCGUGGUGCUCGGAGCUUUCGCACUGGUGAUAGGUUUGGUAGUCUUCCCGGUCUACUAUGUGUGUAAGAAGAGGAAGAAGAAGCAGCGCUCGCAGGGCUCGGGGCGGUGGAUCUAACUGAAACCUGCACUUCAUCUAGACCACACACACACACACACACACACACACACGCUUGAAAGACGACGCCCACAUCUCCUCAGGGAUGAACAAGCCAGCCUGAGUCAUCGCAAAAGUCUUGGAAGGUACAUCAGAGAAAACACAAUGGCAAUGUGACCUUUUAAGGUGGAAGGAGGUAAAGCGAGGCCUGGAUUAUCACACUCUGUCACUUGGAAAACAUUUGUCUCUCACUGGAACACUGCUGCAAAAAGAAUGCAGGAUAUUUAUAUUUAAAAAAAAAAGGCAAGUUAAGCUGACUCAUGGAGCAAACACUGUCUUGUGGUAUGCUCUUCACAUGAUGGACGUGUUUGAAUCCCCCCCACUGAAUCUCCCAGCUGUCACAUGUGCAAGCUUUUCACUUCAGUCACACACUUAACAGCAUCCAUCCUGCAGGAGAACAAAUCAAAACAAACGUGAUUCAGUUUGUGUUUACACCCGCACUUGCGAGACGGUGCUCAAAAAGCAAGCCCGUUGGUCAGCCUGAUAUGAAGACAAUCUACAGUAUGGAUAUUUCAAAGGUUUAAAUGUUUCACAGAGUUGGAAUUAAAGCAUGGACACUGAUGGGAAAUGAUGGGAGGAGCUCAUAGAUAAAUAGCAGAGAAAUGGGAGGAGCUAAUAUCUUCUUCUUCAGUUGACUAAAGAUGGAAACUUUCUGGACCAAGCCAUGAUGGAAAAAUGUGUUCUCAUAGACGCAAAAAAGCUGGACAUUUGAAUUAGAUGUUGAAAAUUCCUAGUGUGAUUCGGGGUCUUUGACAUCGACACACUAUUCACAUUCAAAUGAAAGAAUUUGGAAAGGUGGAAGGAUGGUACUCAUCCAUUCUUUGGCUGAGAUUGACUCCUAGUUUUGAAAGCUGUACCCACCGUCAUUUAACAAAACGUGGUCAUGUUUGCAGGGAAUAUUUAGCCUAUUAACCCCUAAAUGACACAUUAGAAAGUUACAUUUUGCUAAGCCUCUGUUGUUUCAUGUUGUGGAUCUAAAUCAUCUCCUCCGUUAUGCUUUUUUCCUCCCUUCCCUUUUGUCUGUGCCCUGGUUGGACAGUGGCUCACACAUGCUGUCUGCCAGUACCUGCAUCAUCAGAAAGAAAAUAAGCUGCUGUGCGGCAAUCGUGCCAAAACAAAAACGCUGAAUGUGGCGGGACAGAAGGUCGACACCGUCACUUUGUUAGCUUUCUUUGUUGUUAUUUUCUAGGGGCUGCUUGUUGCGGAGGUUUUGGGCGGUGCUGCUGUCGGUGUGUGGUGGAGUCUGCAUACAGAAAUAUAGGAGGAGUGUAGGAUAUGCAUUAGAUAGCUCAAGAUGCCUAGAAUUAAAAUGAUGGAACACACUAUUGCAAAUGGUAUCCAUAGAGGAAUAGAAUGAAUUAUAUUAGAUUUGACUUUUGUAGUGGGUGGUGGUUUGCUGAGAAGCAUGCCGGUUGUUAGAUUUAAAGAAGAGGAUAUCAUCAUGUGCAUUGAAGUGUGUGUUAGGAUACAUUUGGAUGAUUCUUUUUUAGACAAUCAGGUUUUUAAGAAUUGAUGCAUAGAGGUUGGUUUGCUUCUGAUUUGUGCAGUGAUUCUGUUCAGAGGAGGUCUGUCUGUUAUAAGGGUUUGGAUAGUGACAUAUUGGCUUUUAACGUGCACUAUAAUACUCAUUCACACACAGCGCUGCCAGGAAACAGGAGAUUUUCAAGAGCUUUUAAAGGUCGUCACCUGGCUGCAGCCUGCUUGCUGGUCCUCACUUAUCCCUCUAUCCUUCCUGCUGUCCGUCUUAAGUGUUGAAAAAGAGUGCACAUCCACUGAAGCUGUGGCUACAGAAAAAAAAAAUUGUUUUUCUUUUGAUGCUCCAUUAUGAGACUUUUAUGGAGAUGUUUAAGAAAUGUGCAGCGGUAGAAGCACAAUAUAUCGGCACAUAAACGAUGCUAGAAAAAGAUAAGGGUUGAUUCAAUUAUGCAAUAAUUCCUCACAUGCGAGUUCAAUGCAUUUUUAAAUCUGCGGUGGUUGCCAGUGGAAGAUUUCAAGAGUGUUACAGCACAUUUCGUCACUGAAUCUUCACUGAAACCAGGAUUAAAGGCCUGAAGGAAAAGCAGGGUUGAUGUUCGUGCAUGUGACUUGUCUUUAUCCCAGGGAAUGGAUCUGACACCUAUUCUGUCAAGUGCAGUCAAACUGUAGAAUAUAUUGUUACACACUGAUUUGAGUAGAUCCUGGGAUUAAAUCAGCUCUCAGGGAGUUUGUUUUAUGUUCACUGUACCCAGAGAAUUGUUUCCCAACCAUGUUUUCCCAGAGCUGUUUUGCAACCAUAUUUGAUUACAGGAAGUGAAGUCACUGUAGUGUCAGAAGAGAUCCAUAUUUCUGUCUGUGUUUCCCAGAGUGAUUCAGUUGUUUUUGUGAACUCUGCUUGGGGGUCAGGUGACUCAAAAUGGAACAAGAGAAUAUGAAUUAGUAACACAGCACGGGGAAGUGAACCGUGUAAGCUAUUCUCAUAAACAUGACAUUUAUCUUAUUAACUAUUGUUCACUUCUUCAUGCGUACGUGUUAAUCUUGCUGCUCGGCUAGUACUACACUGACAGUUUGACCUGAUUUUGUUUGUGUGAAUGAAAUAUGAGUGACAGUGUGUGGGCAGAUUAUUUUUAAUUGUACUAUUACCACAGCUUUUAAGCACAAACUGUUGUCCUGCAGUUUACAUUGUACCAGCAAUAUUAUCAAAUGGUGUCUUUGAUACUUAAUUUAUAAUUAUAUAGUUCAGUAUAAACACCAAAAAUGUCGUCAAAUAACGUUUUAGGAGCGUUUCGUUUUAUUGGUCUUAUUUUCGCUCACUGGCAUACAUUCAUUUAAAUAUGAAUUUGUGCUACCUAGGGAUGUCACGAGAACCAAUCAUCGGUACCGAGUUGUUGCCAUAAAUUCAGAUAAACGUUACUUUUACUUGUUUUUGUCAGUAGUUAGGGCUCAACCCAACGUCAGCCUGUCAUCCUAUGAAUGAUAGAACAUUUGUUUAGUAUGCAGGGAACAUUGCACUGUGCUGCAUUCAUGCUGCAUUCAGUAAAUUAUAACGUUAUCACGAUGUGUUCAAAUGUAGUCUAGUAAAACCUCAAUUUUUCAGGGAAACUUUAAUAAAGAUAUUUUUCCCAGCAAUAUCAAAUAGAUGUUAUAUUUGUUAUUAGAUUUAGGGGUAGUUAUGACCUGUUUAGCCUCUUAACAUGAACAAAUUACACAAACGUGGUAAAGUAGUGUAGGUUGAAGUCCAUUUAACGAAUGUUGACGUACAUAGGAUAUACUGUUUUAUUUCAUUUAUUUAUUUAUUGUGGUAUCUAAUCGCUAACGUGGGGUUUCACUGGUUGGCGAAUACAUUUCUGGUAUCGUGACAUCCCUAGUCUCACGUGGUUACAGCUUCAGGACAAAUGUUGUUCCCUUAUACCAGAUUUAUUUCACUUUGAUCAGUAGAAACGUGUGUUGAGUCUGCUCAUGUAAAGAUGCCAUCAUUGCUUUGUUUUGUUUUUGUAUGCUUGCAUAAUACUGACUUGACAUUUUUUAAAUAUUGAGCAACUGUUUGGGUAAUGCUGAACCUUUAAAAGUUGCUCAAUAACAAAUCAUUUGUUGACAUGAGCAUUAUUGAAGCCAAUUAUUUUUUUUCCUUUGCUGGGGUUUAUUGGCUGGCUGAUUCCCCCCGGCCUUUUUGUUUGUGUUACAAUCCCAGUGAUAUUGGCAUAAGUAUGCAAUAGUGCCUUCGCAGCCAUUAUAGAUCAGGGUGGGCCAACCUGUGGUUUGGUGACUCCAAAGAUUACGAAUAGGGGUACAAUCUAUCAAACCCUCAUUAAGAUAUGUGUAAGAACAGCUAAAGAAAAGCAAAUGUUUUAAAUUAUUCAACUCUAAUGUAUGAGAAACCACUGUAAAUUAUAUAUGUAAGGAUCUCUUACCCCAAGGUACAGGAAAAUGUGCAGUGCAAUCGGAUAUAUGAAUGUAUUUGAAAUAGCUCAAGAUAAAACCAAACCUCUAAAAUGUUACAGGUAACCAUAAUACAGGUUGUCAGCUGUAUCCCAAACACUAUUAUAAUUUUGCACAAGGUCAACUGUCACUUUAUUUGGGCUCAUAUGAACCUCCCCCUUCGUCCUCUGUAGGUUAAAAAGACCUUUUGAUGGCUGUCACGAGGCAGCAAAAUGCUCAGUAAAGGAAGUGGUUAUAUGAAAACGCUGUGUCAUUUUAGUGACAGUAUAACAUAGUUUGAUUUUAACUCAGGAGGCCUGUGAAUAUUUGUUUUGCUUUAAAUGGUGUGUCAUCAGUAACAUUAGGAUGCAUUUUCACAAAAAAUACAUGCCCACGUUGUAUGUCUACACACUGCUUUGUUUUGAGUGUAUUUCUAUUCAAAGAAACAUCUUAAACUUGA
Molecule: messenger RNA, 6171 nt
Organism: Trematomus bernacchii (emerald rockcod)
Lineage: Eukaryota; Metazoa; Chordata; Actinopteri; Perciformes; Nototheniidae
Gene: rnf217
Product: ring finger protein 217
Exons: 7
Coding region: 54-1778 (574 amino acids)
Biological process (GO): positive regulation of proteasomal ubiquitin-dependent protein catabolic process; protein polyubiquitination; ubiquitin-dependent protein catabolic process
Cellular component (GO): cytoplasm; ubiquitin ligase complex
Molecular function (GO): ubiquitin protein ligase activity; zinc ion binding; ubiquitin conjugating enzyme binding
Source: RefSeq, a predicted model, not a curated record